CCCCAUUUUCGUUGUUGCGGAAGAUUCAGCCACAUUCGUUAAGAAAGUCACUUAGAAAGAUGUCUUCUGAAUCUGCACGGAGAGAUGUCCUGCUCGUCGGAUUCGGCGCGAUGGGUGUGAUAUAUGCAUACGUCUUACAGAAAAGCGGUAUGGCUCGCGUAACUGCGAUCGCUAGGAGUAAUUACGAAGCUGUCCAACGUGAUGGUAUACACAUUAUGAGCGGCAUGCACGGUGACAUCCCAGGCUGGAAACCAUACAGGCUAUGCCCAUCGUUCACCGAAGCCCUCGACCGACCCUACUCCUACGUCCUAAUAGCAACCAAAGUCCUCCCAGAACUAACCCCAACAAGCUCUAUCAUCUCACCACUCCUCUCUCCUUCAUACACACAAGCAUACCCUCAACAACCAGCUUACGUCCUCUUGCAAAAUGGUUUGGAGAUCGAGAAGGAGUUGUACGAUGCUGUUACCAAAGUAUCUGAGACGGAACCGAGGAUACUUAGUUGUACGUUAAAUAUUGGAGCGAAUCUUUUGCCUGAUAAUGCUAUUUGGCAUAGCGCGUUUGAUAGGCUUUGUAUGGGAUUAUACAAACCCGGAAACUACACCGACGAAUCCCAAACCCAAGAAGAGAUAGACCUCCUAAACGAUAUCGGAGGUAUGUUCAGUGCAGGCGGGACAGAAGUCACUCUAGUCCCAGAGAUCCAACGACAUCGCUUCCGCAAGAACUUCUGGAACAUAGCCUUCUCAACAAUCUCCACCCUAAGCCGCCACUCCCUGCGCGCAAUCUUCCAAGAACCCACCGUCGAACCCGUAGUCCUACCCAUCAUCCGCGCCAUCAUGCUCGAAAAACUCGCAGUAGGCCGAGCAAUGGGUUUCGACGAAGUCGCACUCCCAUCUUCCAUCGUCGAAAGCACAAUCGAAUCUACUGGAAACAUCCAUAGACGUGCCGAUUCAAAACAUAAACCUAGUAUGCUUCUGGAUUGUGAGAAUGGGAAACCUAUGGAGAUCGAGGUGAUUGUUGGGGAGGUCGUAAGGAAGGCGAGGGAGUUGAGUGUACCUACGCCACACCUCGAUACGAUUUACGCUUGCCUGUUUAUUACUCAGAAACAGAUUCUAAAGCAGCUAGAUAAUAGUAAAACGCACUUGUAA
Fomitiporia mediterranea MF3/22 is the source of this 1145-nucleotide messenger RNA. Its product is annotated as 6-phosphogluconate dehydrogenase C-terminal domain-like protein. Gene Ontology annotation, cellular component: cytoplasm. Gene Ontology annotation, molecular function: oxidoreductase activity. The transcript is spliced from 7 exons. The record is from RefSeq and is a predicted model, not a curated record. Bases 60 to 1145 code for a protein of 361 amino acids. Lineage: Eukaryota; Fungi; Basidiomycota; Agaricomycetes; Hymenochaetales; Hymenochaetaceae.